AUGCUGUCCUGUGCGUCCAUAAAUGGCUUUCGGAACGAGUUGUGUGAUGGCGCACUGCGCGGUGCAGUGAGUCCGUUCGGUGUGCUGUCGCUCUCGCGUGCUCGGGUCGCUCGGCCGCUACUCUCCGUGCACUACUGUGGCCGCACCGCCGGCGCUCUGAGUGAUGCCAAGACCUGGGAAAAAUUCGUACGACGAUCAGGUAGGGUAACGCUGUUCCUUCCGGAAGCCCAGCCAUUCCUUCUCUCUGUCCUCAAGCACUAA
Molecule: messenger RNA, 261 nt
Organism: Gongylonema pulchrum
Lineage: Eukaryota; Metazoa; Nematoda; Chromadorea; Rhabditida; Gongylonematidae
Source: the annotation of a GenBank genome assembly